Gopherus evgoodei (Goodes thornscrub tortoise) is the source of this 2174-nucleotide messenger RNA. It is a transcript of the gene ADAT1, whose product is annotated as adenosine deaminase tRNA specific 1. The record is from RefSeq and is a predicted model, not a curated record. Bases 196 to 1722 code for a protein of 508 amino acids. NCBI's taxonomy places the organism in Eukaryota, Metazoa, Chordata, Testudines, Testudinidae. The transcript has 10 exons. Gene Ontology annotation, biological process: RNA processing. Gene Ontology annotation, molecular function: adenosine deaminase activity; RNA binding.
UCCUCUGCACCCGCUCCCCAGGGCGCGCCUGCUCGCAAACGUUCUCCCGCGCGGGCUGGGCUAGGAGCGCGGCGGCGGAAAUUGACCCCCCCCCCCGGGCGGAGCUCGCUGUGGAGCCCGCGCUCAGCUUCCGGAGCAGCCGGGAGACGUAGGAGUCGGGACUCCAGUCCCGGAAGCUGAUUGGCAGCUGUAGCGAUGUGGUCAGCUGAUGAAGUUGCUGGUCUGUGCUACACACAUUAUAGCACCAAGCUUCCUAAGCAGGGGAAGCCGGAUCCUAACCGGGAGUGGACUUUACUGGCAGCUGUGGUUAAAGUGGAGUCUGCACCUGAAAGAAAGGCUUGCCUUAAUGGUGGGAAUCUGCAGGUAACUAAGGAAGUUGUUGCUAUGGGGACUGGAACUAAAUGCAUUGGCCGUACAAGAAUGAGGAAAACUGGGGAUAUUCUCAACGACAGUCAUGCUGAAGUCAUUGCCAAGAGGAGUUUUCAGAGGUAUCUCAUCCACCAGCUGUGGCUGGCAGUCUCACACCAACAGGGCAGCAUCUUCAGCCCAGGGACUGAGAUUGGGAAAUGGAAACUCAAACCACACAUCACCUUUAUUUUUUUCUGCAGCCAUACCCCUUGUGGAGAUGCCUCCAUUAUUCCAAUGACCAAACCAGAGGACCAGCCUUGUGAGCUGGUUAGUAGAAAAGAUCCAACAAGUCAUUCAGCAGAUUGCAGUGGCAACCAUGAUCCUGUGGGUCCAGAAAAUAAAAGGAAAACAGAGGAAACUGCAAGUGAUCAUGUGACCAAGAGAAUGAAAACUGUCAUCAGUGAUUCUGCAUGUGAGGUCACUGAGAGAAUAGCUGUGCAGUAUGUUCCUGGCAAUCAACAAAACGUACAAGACACAGAUACCAGCCGCUCUGAAUUUAUUACAGAUGGACAAAGAGAGAUCUUAACGUGUGCUAAGGAGACCGGACUAAUAGGAGCGACAGUGAUGGAUGUUUAUAGAACCGGAGCAAAGUGUGUGCUGGGAGAGAGAGAUGAUGCUCGGAGACCAGGGGUAAAAUAUCAUCAUGUUGGGUUACUACGAGUGAAGCCAGGCCGUGGAGACAGGACCUGCUCCAUGUCCUGCAGUGAUAAACUAGCUCGCUGGAAUGUACUGGGCUGUCAAGGAGCCCUCUUGAUGCAUUUCCUACAGCACCCGGUGUAUCUCUCAGCGAUUGUAGUGGGGAAAUGCCCAUAUAGCCAAGAGGUCAUGCAGAGAGCAGUUAUUGAAAGGUGUCAGCACAUCUCAUUUUUACCUGAUGGUUUCCAUGUUCAAGAUGUGAAAAUGUUGCAGUCAAAUCUUCAGUUUAAACAUAGCCGCCAUGCAAUUCAGACAGCUCAUGCUAAUGGCAAAGCAAAGCUUGUUCCUUGUGGUGCCGCUAUCAGCUGGAGUGCUGUCCCUGAGCAACCUCUAGAUGUCACCUCAAAUGGCUUCAAGCAGGGAACAACAAAGAAAGGAAUCGGAAGUCGCCAGACCAGGUCCCGGAUCUGUAAGGUGGAACUUUUCCAUGUAUUCCAAAGGCUGAUGGCUAGUAUUUCACAGGAGAAUGUGCCAGAAUCUCUCAGGGAGAAGAAGUUGGAGACCUACUGGGAGUACAAGGAAGCUGCAGCAAACUAUCAAGAAGCUUGGAAAGUGCUGCGUAGCCAGGCCCUAGGAGCCUGGGUCAAGAAUACCAAGGAUUACCUGCAGUUUACAUAAAAUGGCAGCUGUGUGAGCCCAGCAUUGAUGGAGCCUUCAGACACAGAGUGGGAGAUGUUACUUUAGAAUGUGGGCCAAAUUCUGGCUGUCACUUGAAGGCAGCCCGUUGUCUCUAAGGCCCAGCUGUUUAAAGGGAUUUGAGUCAUUGCAGUGACUCACUGACUUAGGCGACUAAAUCCCAUUCUCCAAGGGAGCGUGGGAUUUAGGCUGAGCACAGCAACACCUCAACACCUUUAAAAAUCUGAGUCUGAGCUCUGAGGGAGGGGGAUAGAAAAGGGAACUUGUUAUGGCUGCUUGUUUAUGUCAUUCUUUAUGAAAUAUAAAUUAGACCCCAGUGGGCUUGGGUGGUCACUUCUGAGCUGCAUGUACCAUGGCAUAUGUCAAGGCUGAAUCCCCAUUCUGGCACUUCAAGUGCAGAAGGUGGGGGCCCGCAAGGAUUUUAAAAAUUAAUA